AUGGCCGCCGUCACCGAACUUCCAAAGAUGAACCAAGAGCUCGCUGGAGCCGUCCGAGAGGGAUUGGAGCUCAAGAAGGUCGAGACCAACGAAAAGAACAUCUUGCCAACUAAAGAAGAUGUCGAAGUCGAAAAGCAGCUCGUCGAGCGCAUCCAAGAAAUCGAAGCCUUCGACUCCACCAAACUUCACUCCACACCAGUCAAGGAAAAGAUCGUUCUCCCAUCGGCUGACGACAUCAAGCAAGAGAAACAACACCAAGAACUCACCGAUGGAAUCCAAAACUUCCCAUCGGAGAAUUUGAAGAAGACCGAGACCACCGAGAAGAACGUUCUUCCAUCUCCAACCGACAUCGCUCGCGAGAAGACUCUCCAAAUGGCUGCUUCAUUCGACAAGAGUGCUCUUCACCACGUCGAAACCAUCGUCUCCAACGACAUCCGUGUUACCGACGCCCAAUAG
Messenger RNA from Caenorhabditis remanei, 456 nucleotides. RefSeq lists its product as uncharacterized. Gene Ontology annotation, molecular function: actin monomer binding. The record is from RefSeq and is a predicted model, not a curated record. Gene Ontology annotation, biological process: actin filament organization. Gene Ontology annotation, cellular component: cytosol. NCBI's taxonomy places the organism in Eukaryota, Metazoa, Nematoda, Chromadorea, Rhabditida, Rhabditidae. The transcript is spliced from 3 exons. Bases 1 to 456 code for a protein of 151 amino acids.